AUGUUCGGCCAAGGUCAACGACCGCUGGACCAUGAAGAAGACAUUCUGUCAGGGGACGAGAAUUCGUCAGCUGUGUCAGGCGUGAAUCGUGCGCCGGGCACGAGACCGAAGCGGAGGAGCGUGUUUGAAGGCCUGGCGAUGGAGGAACAGUGGAGACAAGCGAGGAAGGAGCUGAAGUGGUCUCUUUUUUUCGACCUGCUUGGUCUUGGGUUAUGGGGGGUGGAGUUCGUAUGGAUCUUGAUUGGGCCGAGGUGUCCACUCGGCGAGUAUGACGGAUGGUGCACUGCGUUUAACCUCGCCUCUGCCUGCACCUGUCUAUUGUGCGUCACCUUUGGUAUCAGUGUAUUUUUCGACAUCAAGGAUUUGUAUGCAAGCAAGUCUUCUCCUCGCACACGGACAUAG
Molecule: messenger RNA, 402 nt
Organism: Heterobasidion irregulare TC 32-1
Lineage: Eukaryota; Fungi; Basidiomycota; Agaricomycetes; Russulales; Bondarzewiaceae
Exons: 2
Coding region: 1-402 (133 amino acids)
Source: RefSeq, a predicted model, not a curated record